AUGGAUCUACAGCGCUACAUACGUGCUUUUAUUUUGGUCUGUAAAGCAGUUAGAUUAUCAAGAACAUGUGACAGAAUAUGGAGUCCAUUGGAACUUCUUUUUACUUUAGCUGUUUGUAAAUUUCUAUCAACAUUUCUUUUAUUCUCUUCAAACAGAGCUUUAUUCUUUAGUGUUCUGAUAAUAUUUGUACAUGAAGUAUUAUUAUGGUACAGUUUACAAGAUUGGGUGUUUGGUGAUGAACCCCGCAGUUCCUUGUUAUCUGCCAACAGAGAGGGUGUCUCAUCUUGCCUUGGUUAUGUCUCUAUGUAUUUAUUUGCUGCACAUUUAAAGACUGAGCUGAACAAUAGGAGUGUCACGAGGAUUAGGUUACUAUGUAAAAUGUUUUUGGGGUCUGUAUUGGUUUGGACCAUGUCACAAGUACUUCAUUUAUACAGGCCUGCAUCAAGAACUUUAGCAAAUGCAGGAUACUGCCUAUAUCUAGAGGCAGUGUUUUUAAGCAUCAGCGCUUUCAUGUAUAUCAUUGAAGUGUUGUUCCAAGAUCUGGAAAACAAAUUGUACUUCGAGUUGCCGGAGAUUUUAAAAGUUGUGAACUGGAAUGGACUGAUAUAUUUCCUUGUAUGUAAUUUAGCAACAGGAAUGAUUAAUUUAAGUAUGAGAACACUUCUUGUCUCUACAAGUAUGGCUAUUGUUAUUUUUGUACUGUAUAUGGCAUUUUCACUUGUAAUUACUAGUUGUAUUCAAUCAUUAUUUAAACAAUUUAAGAGAUGAGGAUUCAUUAAUAAACAUAUUUGGAAAUAAAGCUUUGUAUAUUAACAGAUAAGAAAAUAUGACAUUGAAUAUAAUUUCUUGAUAUAGAUAUACAAUGUGAUAAAACUAUUUUCUACACACAUAUUAUGUUUGUAAGGAUAGUUAUACUUAAAUAGUUAUUUAAAGUCUUGAAUUGUCCAAAAGUUAAUACAUUUUAGGUUAUUAUAACAGAAAAAUUAAGUAAUUUAUUUACUAUUGAAUGCUAACUGUACCUAAAAGUAAAUAAAAAUAUAAACCCAUAAAUGCUUUUUUCAAUGUCAAACUAGGUUUUUAAUUAAAAAACCCUUCAGAAAUAACAUAACUAAACUAAAACAACUUAAAAUAUCUCACUCAAUAUUUUUUCAAAAGGUUUCAGUCUUAAAAAUCAUUCUAUUGAAAUUUAAUUGUGGUGUCUGGCUUUUAUAAACAGAAAAAAAGUAUAAUGCAGGUCAGGGAAUAGCCAAAAUGUUUUAUGGUUGUUGGUUAAUUAAUAGUAAUUAUAGUGGACUCCUUUUUGAAAGAAUGGCCGAGGACUGCACAAAACCGGGAGGAAUGGAAAAAGCGGGGGGAGGCCUUUGCCCAGCAGUGGGACAUAUCGCAGGCUCUUAAUAAUAAUAAAAUAAUUGUGGACACCCUGUUUACGAUUAUAAGUGAUAUAACAUGUGAAUUGUGACUAUUGGCUAUGUGCUGCCAGAAAUAUCGUAAUAAAUGAAAUUUCAAACCACACUAGUAAGAGAGAGGUAGAUGGGUAGUUUAAUGUCAAUAAUAAUAUUUCCAAUAAACACUACUUAGCUGUACUAUUCUCUCUAGCAAUUCUACACAUCUACAGUAUAAAUAUGUAUAUUCUAUCUUUGAUAAUAAUAACACUACAGUAUAACAAUAACUAUGGAUCGGGCAAGCUCUUCAAUAUUAAAAUUCGUCUAAUUACAAAUUAUUUACAAUAUAAUUUAUAAAAAACUAACUUUCCGAUAAUAGAUUGGAUUAUAAAAUCUAUUUCAUCUAUAGAUGUAAUAAUAUAAUUCAUAUAAUUUUCUAAUUUGUAUCAUGUUUCAAAAAAAAGUGUACUUAAUAUGUCGCCAGAAUUUUGUUCGCCAGUGUUUUGUUGAAAUUCGCAAAUUAUCUAUAUUUCGUAAAAAUAUAGUAAGUAGGUACAGGGGCCCAUUUCUUGAAGCUACAAGUUACAAUUUACAAGUGGUUGUCAAUGUCUAAUAUGACAAGUUGGAAUGAGACUUCCGCUUGUAACUUGUAACUUUCAGUUUUGAGAAAUGGGCCCCAGAUCGUUUCACGAAAGCCAGCACGAAUGGAAUGAAAAAAAAAAACUUAAACUGUAUGAGUGACACAGCUAUCUAGGUAAGGCCCAGUCUACAUUACAAUGUACAUAGUUGUUGCAAUCUAAUUUGAAUCUUCCAUGAA
This is a messenger RNA of Leguminivora glycinivorella, 2199 nucleotides long. Its product is annotated as phosphatidylinositol-glycan biosynthesis class W protein-like. The transcript is spliced from 2 exons. The record is from RefSeq and is a predicted model, not a curated record. Gene Ontology annotation, biological process: protein localization to plasma membrane; GPI anchor biosynthetic process. The coding region runs from base 1 to 768 and encodes 255 amino acids. NCBI's taxonomy places the organism in Eukaryota, Metazoa, Arthropoda, Insecta, Lepidoptera, Tortricidae. Gene Ontology annotation, cellular component: membrane; endoplasmic reticulum. Gene Ontology annotation, molecular function: glucosaminyl-phosphatidylinositol O-acyltransferase activity.